ACGCAAGGGUAAUGCAUGUACAUGUACUCGUCUAAACAACGCCCACCCUCGAGAAGUUAUGAUGUGCAGGCUUUAUAGCCGGUUGAACUCGCUCACGAAUCCGUCAUAUUCACAGCGUAUUUCGCGGGUGCUCCAAGAGCCAUAUCUCGGCGGCCCCAAGACGACACCAUGAUUGGCAAGGAGCAACUUCAACUCAUGUUUACAUUUUUGCUGGCUUUCGUCACCACCGUUAAUGCCGUCAUAUUUCGCCAAAGCCCCGAGGGCUUGAUAUUGCUCGCCGGUAAGACAGCGGUGUUCCGAUGCAGUGUGGAACCUCAGGCCAACGAUCGGGGGACCGUGAAAUGGCUGCAUGUUGACACAAACAGGAUAUUGAGCAAGUACGAGAACAUCUUGGUUUAUGACAAGGAUAAUCGGUACUCGAUUGUUGGGACCCACAAUCUGUACGAUGAGUACUCGUUGAGUAUCGAGGACAUCCGAGCGAGCGACACGGGGGAAUAUCGCUGCACCUACGGCCGGUCCUACCGCUCGGCUUUCCUCACAGUUGCGUCGAUCCCGGAACCAGGGUAUCCGCUCUGUGACGUUAACCCAGACUCGAAUGAACAGGUUCUCGGUGCUAACUCGGAAUUAUCUUGCACAUCGCACGGUGCCAACCCGCCUGCUGAAUUGGUCUGGUACCGCGAAGAUGUGGCGAUCUCAAAGGUUGCCUACCGGAGAAACGUCGUAGAGAAGACCGUUGGAGCUUCUGACAAUGGGGUUAAAUACACGUGUGUGGCUGAGUUCAACCCUGCAUUGGAGAUCGAAUCCCGCUCUUGCGAGAUCCUUGUCUUGAAUAAACCACCGUCCGGAACCAUACAUCCGAAAACACACAUUGUCCAGCCGGGGACAUCGGCCACCUACGACUGCACGGGCGAGGGCAUUCCAACGGUCACCGGGUACACGUGGCUAGUGAAUUAUAUCUACGUGUCGAGUAAGGAUAACCGAGGACGGAGGUACGUGUUAUUAAACAACAACAGGACCUUAAGAAUCACAGACGUCCGGAGAUGGGAGGAUGGUGUCGUCAUCACGUGCGAGAUGACCGUACUCUCUGGCCUGAAAGGCCGUGCUUUUGCCAAGCUCUCCGUAGUCUCGUCACCGGUGGUCACGUCAGAAGCGAACGAACCGUCCUCCAACCCAAGCGUGCUGCAUCCAGAAGAGGAGACUACUAACCCAUUUGAAGAUGCGGGGCCGGCUGAACGCAAGCCACAGGCUAACUCGACUACUGGUGGUGUGGUAGCAGGGGCUGUACUUGCAACCAUUGGGGUUAUGCUGGCUUUAGUUGCAGUCACCGUGCUGUUCAUCAGAACAAAACUCAGCGGGCAGUUCAGUCCGGACGCGACCCGUAAUAAGAGCAAAAAGUGCCCACCGGGGCCACCCGUUCUGCCAGUGUCGUCGACACUGAAGAGAAUCGGUGAGUGCCCGAUUUACGCCAAACCGAAUAAAGCACGCAAGGGUCUUGCGCCCGCUCCACCCGGCGUCGACACGCUAUUGAGGGGGAACCUCGGCACUCAGAUGAAUAAAUCUCGGAAGAAUCGUCACAGCUACGAGAAGGUGGACAUACUGGGGCUGUCGAACGGUGGGACGAUCAAGCUGCAGGGCCGGUCUGAAGCUCACGCCGGCUCGCGCUCAGAGACACUCCGGUCGGUAAAAGGACCGGCCCCUUUACCGCCCGCUAGACCGCCGUCCCGACCUGUGUCCCCGGCUCCACGGCCCCCACCACUAAUGCCCCCUCCACCGACCCCGAAGCCACCCAACGACCUCGUGUACGCAGAUCUUGACCUCGUCGCUGAGACUACUAACAAAAUGAGGGUCAGCACGCUACCGUAUACCAAAGUAGACUAUGCAAUAUUGACGGCCAAAGACUCUAAAAGUAGUAGUGUCAAAAAGUUUCUUGGUGGCGGCAGUGCACGAAAGUAGCCCGAUGGCUGUUGUGGAUCAUCUUUGAACAGAAGAAGAAACAAACUUAUUUGUGGUAAUUUUUUAUUGAACGUUGUGUUGAAAGUCUGCAGAAAGGGACUCUUUGCCGAAUUACGAAUUUUCGAGGUGAAUAACUUAGUUGUUGACUUUGUUGUAAUAUUAUGUGAUAUACAAACUUGAUGACAACGCACAUAAUCUGAUUUAACUUUAAAAACUGAGGCGACGUACAUACACUGUUGUGACAAACACAAUAGUGAUGGAAGAUGCGAUUCGACAAUCGCUUCC
Messenger RNA from Asterias rubens (European starfish), 2238 nucleotides. RefSeq names its product cell adhesion molecule 2-like. Gene Ontology annotation, cellular component: cell-cell junction. The transcript has a single exon. The coding region runs from base 169 to 1953 and encodes 594 amino acids. Gene Ontology annotation, molecular function: cell adhesion molecule binding. Lineage: Eukaryota; Metazoa; Echinodermata; Asteroidea; Forcipulatida; Asteriidae. The record is from RefSeq and is a predicted model, not a curated record. Gene Ontology annotation, biological process: cell-cell adhesion.